GUCUCCCAGCCAAAAUAAUCCAUAAAACGCCAACUCUGCCUGCAAAAGGAUUAAUUUUAAGCGGAGGAGUCGAGUUAACUCAAGCCAAGUCAUCAUAUCAUGUAAAUAAGUUUAUAACGCGUCGGAAAGUGAUUAGGACGGGGAAGAUUUUUCAUGGAAAUUUGGAAGAAGGGGACGCUAUGGAAUCAGAACGAGAUCUCGUUACCUUUGUCCAUCUGGAUUGUGGUGUCUUGCUGAGAAAUGAUAAGAAGACGAAACCGAUUUCUUUGUCUCCGGCCGCAACCGUUUCAGUCAAGCCGUCCGACGGAUCGACCAGUUUGGUAACCCCAUGGUCAUCCGAGCAAGCGAUGGUUACUACGUCACAAAUUGAAGACAAUGUCACAUUCCUUCCAAAUUCUGGUCAAAAUUCAGAAAAUGACACAAAAUCCACCUCCGUAAAUUCCACGGGAGAUAAGACCCCAGGAAAUGCGAAAUCGUCACCCAGAAAUUCGCGAAUAUUAGAAGCCACCUUUACUCCUGCAGGAGACAUGUCCCAAACCGACGGGACCACUAAGGUCAAAGGGUACCACGCUCUCGCCGUGGAGUUCACCCCAACCACGUCGACCUCCGCGUCCACGGCGUCCGUCAAGAAACGCGGCAGCCGGGGGGACGCUGGCCCCCUUUUUUCCUCGUCGACGGAACACUUGGUCAGCGAUCAUGAAGAGGAAACCGUGAUCGAGGCCGUGUUGGCCUUCGUGCUGUCCGUUUUCGGACCCACGUGGACCCUCGGGAUUGCAUAUUUGCACUACGAGCAGGGGUCCUACCCCCUGCGCUGCUCACGUGUGUGGGGCUCCUACUGUCCGUUGUGGUCACAAUGUUGGUCUACAUUUUGCCAAGUAAAUCUCCUCGACGCGAUGUUUGGAAGGGGAGUAAAAUAAUCUGGCUUCUCUGCAUUUGUCCAGGUGUGGCGCCGAUAAUUUUAUCAUUCUGCAACAUAAUAUUCGCCAUCCGUGAGCGCGGUUCGCGUUCGUACGAGCGUCCCUGGAAGGGCACGAGGUCAAUCUUUCUCGCGGAAAGUUUAGCGCUCGCAUUUCCCCAGAGCGUCCUCCAUCUCGUCAUGCUCGUCGAGAGUACCGAACCCGUCGAAACGUACCAAGGUUACGCAACCGUCGCAGGCAUUGCUAUACUCUCCUUUUCCAUAACAUUUGCCCGUUUCCGGCACGACAUUCUCGCCAAGGGGGACAGAUUCGGGGCAGGGUUUGAAAAAUGGGUGCGAUUCGUGUGCCUCUGGGCGAACAAGGCCUUAUGGAUCUCGUCCUUCACUCUGACUAUAAUUUGCGCCCGACUAUUCGCCCAAGCGCCAACUCGAAGCGGUCCAAUAAUCGCGGGGCUCGCAUUAAUCAUCGCGGUCCAUGAGAUUCCCGUCUUUCUGCUCAUGUGUCCUUGGCGGUCGUCCAAUCUGAUCGGCGGGAUUAUGAUGAUCCCGCAAACCACGGCGCUGGUGUCGCUCUUAAUCUGGGUCAAUUUGAAUCCCGCGCUCUACAAGGCGGACACGGGGAGCAUGUUGCUCGGCGUGUUUUUCUGGUCGGAACUCUUCAUCCUGAGCGGAUGGCUGUAUGACCGCUGUACCGGAAGAGAGAUUGAUUUCAUGACGUUUUAUCCACACUUUUUGGGGGAUAUUUGCACUAAUUUGCAAACCUGAUUUUGCACAAAUUUUGCACAUAUUGGGCUAAAUAUUUUGUCAUAAAAAUUUUACAGUAUUGUAACAAUUUUGUAAAAAAAAAUUAAUUUUUAAUGUAAUAAGAUGACGCUUGAGUAAAUAAAACAUGAACUAAAUAAGUAAUUCCAGAUUAUUUUUCAAAAAUUUGCUCGAGAAACUGGGGAAAAAAUAAAGUUUGCACAAACUUGAGAAGCUGAGGAACAGUAAUUUUCGUACAAAAUUUGCACGUUGCUAUUUUGUCAUAAAAUCGUUACGGUGUUUGAUUCUCUAUUUUGUAAAAAAAUAGAAAAUGAAUUUGUAAUGAAAUAGAUAAGAUGACUCUUGAAUAAAUAAAAGAUUGCCAAACAUA
Messenger RNA from Folsomia candida, 2048 nucleotides. RefSeq lists its product as uncharacterized. Lineage: Eukaryota; Metazoa; Arthropoda; Collembola; Entomobryomorpha; Isotomidae. The record is from RefSeq and is a predicted model, not a curated record. The coding region runs from base 180 to 917 and encodes 245 amino acids. The transcript has 11 exons.